CGCCUGCGCACUCGUCUACAUUUUGCUCUGUCUGCCACCCGCGUAACUUCAAACAGCCUCGGCUCGCUCAAAACAUUGAAGCAGAAAUGGCGGCGACGAGAGCAAAGUCAAAGGCGCUGAAGACAAAAUACCUACCGAUAACUGAAGAUUCAACCACCACCGACACCAACAGAGAUUUCUCUUUUCAUACUAUGGAUUUAACCCCCGGCAGUGACAUCUCCGCUCAGGCCGAGGUCGACGAGGACUGCGACGGACCCGUGGUGUUCGUCUGCGGGAAGUGCAGCUUGCCCGUCGGCGACUCUCUGUCCUGGGCCGGGAGUGAAGACAGUCAGAGCCAGAUACACCUGAAACGUGUCACUGACAACGUUUUGGUUGGGAAGGAAAGCCACGUUUAUGAACCCAGUAAAAGAUCUCGCUGUCUGAUCGUGGAUCUUACCUGUCGAGGCUGCCACUCUCUGCUCGGCAUGGUUUAUGUGUCCACGCCCAAGAGCCUGGACUUCAAAAGAUUUGCCUUCUGUUUCAAUGUCGCAGACAUUGAGAGCUAUGUGCUCGGCUCCGCGAACCAGAUGGUGGCAGCAGAGGGCCCAAAAGAGCAGCCAGUCACCCUGGAGUACAGAGGCAUUGUUGAACAACAACUGACAGAGAUAAAAACGCUGGUGGUCUCCAUGGCGCAGAGGCUGGAGGAGAUCGAGGCUGGCCUGCAGGAGGGAGGUGAUGAGCCCUGAUAGUGAUGGACUUCCAUUUAUCUGGGUGGGUGAUUUGUUGGACGGGUGAGGGCAGGGGUUCCAAGCCUGCUACCUCUUUCACCUUCAUGUAUCGCCUUUAACUUACAACAUUCCCUCAGUAAAAGCAUUUUCUGUGGUUGUGUCUUACCCACACACACGCACACACACCUGCAUACACAGCGCCAACUCUUCUUUGUCCGGAUUACGGUUGGUGAAACAAAGACCAGCGCGUGUAAUCAAUCAUGUUGUCAGCUUGGCUCCUGCUGUUGAUAGCAGCAUCUUUUCUUCCCGUCUCCACGCAGUGAGAAUGCCGGCUAUGAGCAGAAUGUUUAUUUGUGUAGGAUUUCAUCAGGCUGCACACUCAGCACACUGCUGUAUCGAUCUGGUGAUGCGAGGCCACACACACUCCCUCUUUGUUCAUUUCCUCGAGCCAUGCAGCCUCAAAAUACAAAAGGAAUGUUUGUUUCUCUCUUGUAAUCAUCCCUUUCUGACCCAGACUGUAAAGCAUUUGUUGCUGUUACAUUAUCUAUUAAUUAUUUUGUUUGUUUUUGUUUUAUUUGUUUUUAGAAGUGGUGCAUUCUGGACUUAUUAAUAGUGGAUGGUUUUUCAGGUAUGAUUGCUUAAGAGAUGUUUCCACCCUAUAGUCAAAAGAGUAUGAAAAGCGUUAACUCUGUUGUAUUUGUAUUUCAUUGUUGUUCUUUAUAUAUAAUGGAAUAAACCCAAUAAAAUAACUAAACUGUCAAGAUA
Messenger RNA from Myripristis murdjan (pinecone soldierfish), 1472 nucleotides. RefSeq names its product MIS18 kinetochore protein A (gene mis18a). Lineage: Eukaryota; Metazoa; Chordata; Actinopteri; Holocentriformes; Holocentridae. The transcript has 5 exons. Gene Ontology annotation, cellular component: chromosome, centromeric region; chromatin; nucleus. The record is from RefSeq and is a predicted model, not a curated record. Bases 87 to 725 code for a protein of 212 amino acids. Gene Ontology annotation, biological process: chromosome segregation; CENP-A containing chromatin assembly.